Notodromas monacha is the source of this 2592-nucleotide messenger RNA. The record is from the annotation of a GenBank genome assembly. Lineage: Eukaryota; Metazoa; Arthropoda; Ostracoda; Podocopida; Cyprididae.
AUGAUGAUGAUGAUGAUGCGGACUCUUCGGGAUGAGCUGUGCGAGAAGAAGAAGGAUCCUGUUUCGCCGCACAGUCGUUUAGGUCCACGUGAAGACGGCGCAGAAGACUUCUAUUCCAGGUCGAGCAAUCCCGUUUCUGUAUUAUUGGCGAAACCGAGGCAUUCCAAGAGUUUGAAUUCCCCGUCACGUCUUGCGGCUGUUUCCGCUCGGUCUUUCCGGUGUCUUCUGUUCGACCCCCCCUUGUGUGGACCCCGUGCCAUGGCGGGGGUCGUUCAAUCAAAGAUAGCAAAAACGAACACUCGACGGAUCGCGAGCAUUUCGCAUCUUGUCGUCGGACCCCAGGAACAAACCCAAGUCCAGUCUUCGCCGAAGAAGAUGAAACACGUUGCGAAUCGAUUUCAUGUCUUGUUCGUUUUCAUUGCGAGACUGGCUGGACAGCCUUUGUCGGGAACGAGAUACGAAAGAGUGAAAGCCAAUUUUUCCAUUUCGAUCCCGGCGUCGAAUUUGAUUUGGCAAGGAACCCUCUUCAACAGUCGACAUUGUUCGGCCAAGUGUCUAGCGGAAAGGGAUUGCUGGGGAUUCGAGUAUGAAAAAUUGGCACACAAAUGCAAACUAAUGGCGGCGACGUCUCCGACGGAUUUUUUGAAUUUCACUUUCGAUUCUGCUCCUGGGUGCAUUAUUCCGACGGGAUUGAAUCAAUACACGGAGACUUCACCAGCGAAUCCACAACAAGAUUAUGCCGCGAAGAUGACUCUGAAAUGCAAAUCCGGCAGUGCUUUCAAUUCAAAUCAAUUGGAUCUAUCUGGGUACCCAAGCUCGGACGAUACGUCCGGGAAAUUCAGGUCGUUUGAGUUAACGUGUGGGCUUGGUGGAAUAUGGAACCCGGCACCCGAGAGCUUGCCUGAAUGUCAAACGUUUUCGGAGUGUUUGCGAACUUCGAGAGGAAAUGAGUUCAAGGGAACAUCGUUUACGAAAACUGUUUCCGGACUUUCUUGCAUCAAUUGGCUCACUCAAUCGUACGAAACAGGCUGGAUCCAGGAUGCGGCUGCUUUUCCUGGUGGAGCUUUGAAAGAUCACGGCAACUACUGCAGGAAUCCAACAAAUACGAACCGAACCAAACCAUGGUGUUUUGUAGCUGAUCCGUCCAUCGUUUGGGAAUACUGCGGAAUUCCGCAGUGCCAAGAUGCACAAGUUUCGACUCUAAAUUGCAAGUUGGACGCAAAAGGCAGCACAUAUUUGGGAACCGUCGCAAAAACUUCGAGUGGUUACACUUGUAUGCCCUGGCAACAAUCCUUUUCUCAGGCAAUCGGAGACACGAAGUAUAUCCCAGAUGAUGAUGCUCCUUUUUACGUCGGAAACCCCUUGAAUAAUUUUUGUCGGAACCCGAAACAACUCAAGACAGGACCCUGGUGUUGGUACACAAGAUUUAUUGCUUGUUACGCAACGUCUCUCGAGAUUCAACCCGGGAGCAGAUUUGAGCGCGUGCAAUUGGACUUUGCCGCAACGGUUCCUGCUGCGAACUUGAUAUGGGAAGGAACUCUGAGCAAUUUACAUUUCUGCUCUGCGAAAUGCUUCACGUGGACCGGAAGAGAUUGCUGGGGUUUCGAGUACAAUACUAAUACUCGAAUUUGCAAAGUCAUCGAAGGAACAUCGCCUACUUGGUACCUUACAGAAAUGACAUUCACUGCUCUCACUGGCUCUCGACUUUACUGGUCAACAACCACUUUCAACAAAUGUGGUGCACCGAUGGAGUAUAAUGAGUACACAACGACGACUUAUGCGGAUCCACCGAAAACUUAUGGAACUAGUUUAAGUGCAAAGUGCAAAACUGGCAGUGCUUUCAAUUCUGCUCAACUAGCCAGCUCUAAUUACCCCACUACUCACGAUACAAAUGGUUUAUUUAGAAGUAUAACGAUCACUUGCGGCAGGUUUGGUUUGUGGUAUCCUCGACGCGGAAGUUUGCCGGAAUGUCAAACUUACAUUGAAUGCCUUCGGAGUAAUAAGGGAAGUGAGUUUCAAGGAAAAGCUUAUACAAAAACCGCAACCGGGAAGGCUUGCAUCAAUUGGGCUUCACAAACUUUCGAGACUGGCUGGGUUACUGAUCCGAAUGCGACAUGGGGGGAUGCUUUUAUUGGGGAAGUUCCCCCAAACUUUGCUGGCUUGCGUUGGGAACCCAUUCUAACAUGCAUUGGCCAACGUUUGGGAGAACCUCCCCAACGUUUGCCAGAAUGGAUUCCCAAUGCAAGCCAGCAUGCCUUGGCCAACGUUUGGGGGAAUGCCUGCUCUCAUCAGACGUUGGGCAGUGACCAAACGGCCAACCACAAGGAGAGAACAAGUACAGACAAAGCAAGGCAGGCAGAUGUAAAAAAAGAAGACCAGAACACCGUUUUCGAAGACGAACAAAAAGACCUGGGUCUCUUGAGCCCAAUGAACAAUUCCCAAGACCACAGACAGAAUUCCGACACAAACAGGGAUUUCCCCAAAACACUGGAGAAGCUCCUCAUGCAAACAUUUGCUACAGGAGAUGGAAAUGUUUUGUUGGUGCGGGUUUUCCUGGGGUCUCUGCUCUGCCACUGGUCUGCCGCAUAUUAG